ACCCAAAUCGCCUUUUCCAGUGGAGAGUAGAAUGCAGAAUACAGAUAUAUGAGUAGAGAAACCUAAACCUCAAGAAAUCACCUGUCCUCUAAGCAACAAUUAUAAUGAAUUAUUCAUCUCAUCAAAACCAAUAUCCUAAUUACCCUCCUCCUUCCCAACCCUAUAACCCACCUCAAUUUCAACCCUACUACUCCAAUCAUCAAUACCAACAUUACCCACACCAUCAACAACAAUAUCAACAACCUCAACAACAAUAUCAACAACCCCAACAACAAUAUUCAUCAUAUUAUACCACUCCUAAUUACCCAAAUUCAUAUCCACCACCACCACAACAACAACACCCACAAACCCAUCAACAAUGGCAUCAUCAACAACCCCUGAUUCAUCCACCACAGAAUGCUUAUCAUCAGUUGCCCCAAAGAACAGAUGGGGUUGUGGCUGUGCCACCGUUGGUACAGUUGCAAGGGCAAAAUUGGUAUCCCCAGCCUCAAGGGUUUCGACCCGUGAUUGGAGGGCCGGGUACCUAUACGGGUCCGGGUCAGGGUCAGGGUCCGGGUGUGGGUUCUGGUGCAUCUUCUAGACUUGGCCCGAGGCAAUCUAGAUCGCGUUCGCGUGCUGGUCGAUCAUUGGAUAAGGGUGGUCGUCAGCGCAAAGGUGGUGGUAGGGAAAAAUUAAGAAAGCCUGCUGGAAUUGGUAGAUGUGAAGUGUGCAAUAUUGAUACUGGUAGUGCAGGCAUCCUUAAGCAUCACCAGACUGGAAAGCGGCACAAAAGGAACUUGGCAAAAUUGGAAGCAAAUGAAAACGGAUCUGUUAACGAUUCCCAGAAUGUACUGAAACCUUCUGGUGAUUUAGAACCAGGAACAAGCUUGAAGCCUGAUAACUUGCUUGGGGAAGAAGAGACUAAGCAGAAGCUGCCAGAAAAUAUUCCCUUAGACACUCUACCUUCCGAAAAUAAAUUAGAAACUGAACAGAAAAUCAAUAAUGCACAACAAGCUGGAAAUCAGAAGCGUGGUGUGAAACGCAAGAUGCUGGUUGGUGGAGGGAAGAAAAAGAAAGCUUCUAAAGCAAAGAGGAUGGCGAUUGGACCUUCCAAUCCUAAGGUCGUAAUUCCUUUAACGUGUGACCUAUGCAAUGUGAAAUGUAGUUCACGGGAGCUUCUUAGACUGCAUCUUUUGGGUAAAAAUCACAAGUCAAAGCUCAAGUGCACUGAAGGUCACCACCCUAUAUAUGGACAACAAGGACUUCAAGCACUUUAUCCUCCUAAUCCCGUCACAAAUUCCUUAUGCAAUUUACAGGGUGCUCAACAAGUUUCGAAUGAUGCACAAGUUUCAGAUCCCAUUGCUGGUGUUUCUGUUCUUCCUCAGAAUGGCAAUGCUGUGCCUUCUGCAACAGGAGUCAGUUUGAAUUGAUAUGAGAACAUAUAUGGCUCACUGCUGAGCAACUGAGUAAUCCCCCUAUCCCUUAGCUUUUCUAAGUUGACAAGGUCAAGGCGCAAAGGAUUCCAGCUUUAACUUAUUUUUGCUGAAUAGUUAAUUUCUGGGUUUCUAGGUAAAGGGGAAUUGUUCUUUUUGUAUUUCUUUGCUGUCUUCAUCCCCAUAAUUAAAAAAACAUGAAAUGAUUUGGGGAUGAAAAAUAGAGAAGUUCAAACUUGUGAAGUCCCCUUGUUUUUUUCUUUCGAAUGGAAUCAAUUUUUAUGUUUUUCCUGAACUUUUUCUUUUCA
Molecule: messenger RNA, 1720 nt
Organism: Lycium ferocissimum
Lineage: Eukaryota; Viridiplantae; Streptophyta; Magnoliopsida; Solanales; Solanaceae
Exons: 3
Coding region: 105-1409 (434 amino acids)
Molecular function (GO): nucleic acid binding; zinc ion binding
Source: RefSeq, a predicted model, not a curated record